AAGAAGACCAGCUCAAUGGAAAUCACAUCAUGUGAAAUCACCACCACCUGGUUUUCCACCAAGGUGCUGUUGGCAGCGGCCGUCUGCACGAAGGCGGGAAAGGCUAUUGUUUCUCGACAGUUUGUGGAGAUGACCCGAACUCGGAUUGAGGGCUUGUUGGCAGCGUUUCCAAAGCUCAUGAACACUGGAAAACAGCACACGUUUGUUGAAACAGAGAGUGUAAGAUAUGUCUACCAGCCUAUGGAGAAGCUGUACAUGGUGCUGAUCACUACCAAAAACAGUAACAUCUUAGAAGAUCUGGAGACCUUGAGGCUUUUCUCAAGAGUGAUACCUGAGUAUUGCCGAGCCUUAGAGGAAAAUGAAAUAUCCGAGCACUGUUUUGAUUUAAUUUUUGCUUUUGAUGAAAUUGUUGCCCUGGGGUACCGGGAGAAUGUUAACCUGGCCCAAAUCCGAACCUUCACGGAAAUGGACUCUCACGAGGAGAAGGUGUUCAGGGCCGUUAGAGAGACUCAAGAGCGUGAAGCCAAGGCUGAGAUGCGGCGCAAAGCAAAGGAGUUACAACAGGCCCGGAGAGAUGCGGAGAGACAGGGCAGAAAAGCCCCAGGGUUCGGAGGGUUUGGAAGCUCUGCCGUAUCUGGGGGCAGCACGGCGGCCAUGAUCACAGAGACCAUCAUCGAAACCGAGAAACCGAAAGUGGCCCCUGCACCGGCCAGGCCUUCAGGUCCCAGCAAGGCUUUGAAACUUGGAGCCAAAGGGAAGGAAGUAGAUAAUUUUGUGGACAAAUUGAAAUCUGAAGGUGAGACUAUCAUGUCCUCCAAUAUGGGCAAGCGCACUUCUGAAGCAACCAAAGUGCAUGCUCCACCCGUUAAUAUGGAAAGUGUGCACAUGAAGAUUGAGGAGAAGAUCACGCUGACCUGUGGCCGAGACGGAGGGCUGCAGAACAUGGAACUGCACGGCAUGAUCAUGCUGAGGAUCUCAGACGAUAAGUUUGGCCGAAUUCGUCUUCAUGUAGAGAAUGAAGAUAAGAAAGGGGUGCAGCUACAGACCCAUCCAAAUGUGGAUAAAAAACUUUUCACUGCAGAGUCUCUAAUUGGCUUGAAGAAUCCAGAGAAGUCAUUUCCAGUCAACAGUGACGUCGGGGUGCUAAAGUGGAGGCUACAGACCACGGAAGAAUCUUUUAUUCCGCUGACAAUUAACUGCUGGCCCUCGGAGAGUGGAAACGGCUGUGACGUCAACAUCGAGUACGAGCUGCAGGAAGAGCACUUAGAGCUGAGCGACGUGGUCAUCACCAUCCCGCUCCCAUCCGGUGUCGGGGCGCCGGUGAUUGGGGAGAUUGAUGGCGAGUAUCGGCAUGACAGUCGACGAAAUACCCUCGAGUGGUGCCUGCCAGUGAUUGAUGCCAAAAGUAAGAGCGGCAGCCUUGAAUUCAGCAUCGCUGGGCAGCCCAACGAUUUCUUCCCUGUUCAAGUCUCUUUCAUCUCCAAAAGAAACUACUGUAACAUACAGGUUACCAAGGUGACCCAGGUCGACGGAAGCAGUCCCGUACGGUUUUCCACAGAGACCACUUUCCUAGUGGAUAAGUAUGAGAUCCUGUAAGACCGAGGAGAGGGAAGCAGAAAGGAAAAAUGUCAUAUUAAUAAAGAAGAAGCCAACAGUGGCGGAAGAGUUUUUCCAAAUCUACAA
Messenger RNA from Suricata suricatta (meerkat), 1683 nucleotides. RefSeq names its product archain 1 (gene ARCN1). Bases 16 to 1596 code for a protein of 526 amino acids. The transcript has 10 exons. NCBI's taxonomy places the organism in Eukaryota, Metazoa, Chordata, Mammalia, Carnivora, Herpestidae. Gene Ontology annotation, biological process: Golgi localization; endoplasmic reticulum to Golgi vesicle-mediated transport; retrograde vesicle-mediated transport, Golgi to endoplasmic reticulum. The record is from RefSeq and is a predicted model, not a curated record. Gene Ontology annotation, cellular component: COPI vesicle coat; cytosol.